This is a messenger RNA of Leptinotarsa decemlineata (Colorado potato beetle), 1516 nucleotides long. Its product is annotated as thioredoxin-interacting protein. Gene Ontology annotation, cellular component: cytoplasm. Lineage: Eukaryota; Metazoa; Arthropoda; Insecta; Coleoptera; Chrysomelidae. Gene Ontology annotation, biological process: protein transport. The record is from RefSeq and is a predicted model, not a curated record.
ACUAAAUGCAAUCCGACAUUAAAACGAAUGAACGUUGCACUUCUAGGCGGGACACGAUAAUUUUUCUAUGGUUGGUGAAUCUAAGUUAGAUGAUAGAAGUUUAGGUUUGUGCUUAUUUUGCCAUACUUCAUUUGAAAUCAGUUUGAAAUUAGCCUAAUUCGAAAAUGGAAAUCGUUUUGUCAAAUUCACAAGAGAUAUACUUUGCCGGAAACAAGGUUUUUGGACAUGUACUACUAACAUUCCAGAUGGAAACACAUGUUAAAGGAAUAACAUUGGAAGUUCGGGGAUUGGAGUCUGCAUGCUUUGCAGCAAGAAGAAGAUAUUACGACAGCACAGAAAAUAAAAUGAUAUAUCGAGCAAGGAAUUGCAUGGGAGGGACUCGAUAUAAUACUUUUCUAGAGGUUGAUCUUCCUUUAUCUCGACGAAAGGAUUUCAAUAUUGGUCGCUAUGAACUGCCUUUUAGCUUUCCAUUAGCCAAAGAUCUACCCACAAGCUAUCAGGGAAAAUACGGAUAUGUCACAUAUUACCUCAAGGCUAAAAUGGACGUUGUGGAUGCUCCUGAUCUUGAAGAGAAGGUUGAUUUCGAAGUUCACUCAUUUAUAGACUUCAAUGAGUUCAUAUCAGAUUUGCAAAUGAAACACUUCAGUUAUCAGAACGAAAAAAUGGUGGGUUCUUGCUGCUGUCCUGGUGGUUCAAUAUCAAUUGACUUACGAAUGGAAAAGAUUGCAUUUGUUCAGGGAGAAAUGGCGAAAGUUCAGGUGGACUUAACAAACUUUUCAAAUGAAAGAGUUGAGAAAAUAGUGAUUAAAUUAACAAGGACAAUCAAAUCUAGAUUGGAACUACGACAGAGAGAUUUUUUUCGGUACCAACACGAUGUGUUAUCCUCUAAUUUUGACAUCGGAGUAGAAGCAAGAGAACAGAGAACCUAUGAAUUCGAUUUAGAAAUUCCAAGAUCCGAAGUCCUCUACAAUUUCAAGAGAUGUGUCUUUUUGUGUCAAUGGUUCACUCUCAGUGUCGAGGCUAUCUUACCGGGAAACAAUAAAAACAUUAUUGUUGAAACAAAGGUUGAAAUUGGACAUAUACCUCUUGGAGGACUUAAUGAAACUCAACAGAGGACACGUCAAGAAUCUUCUCGACCAGAUUUAAGAGAAUCUCCGACCAUGAGAUCCGGUUCACCCCCACCAACAUAUGGAGAUGCUGUUAUAAACUUUCCUGGUGAUUCUGCAAGAAAGUCUCGUCGUCAAUAUCACACACCAUCUGCACCGCUUCAAUUAACAUGAAACUUCAAUUUACCAUCAAAUUUUCAAGUGGUUCAUAUACAUUACAAAUUGGGAUAUCGUAUGGGAUAUUUGUAAUUAAUUGUAAAAUUGUUGCUGUUAAAUGAAAGUUAUUUUCAUUUUGUGACCUUUCGAUAUGUAUUUUUAUAAUUGAGUUAUAUUGGACAGGUAAUAACAUGAAUUUGUUAACUUGACUAGAACUAUUGUUAUGCGAUUAUAAAUGCGCUGUCUGUUAUUUA